Cynara cardunculus var. scolymus (artichoke) is the source of this 1440-nucleotide messenger RNA. RefSeq names its product zeatin O-glucosyltransferase-like. The coding region runs from base 1 to 1386 and encodes 461 amino acids. The transcript has a single exon. Gene Ontology annotation, molecular function: UDP-glycosyltransferase activity. NCBI's taxonomy places the organism in Eukaryota, Viridiplantae, Streptophyta, Magnoliopsida, Asterales, Asteraceae. The record is from RefSeq and is a predicted model, not a curated record.
AUGGAGACCAUACAGCCACCCAAUACAGCGGUGGUCGUCGUACCUUUUCCGGCACAAGGUCAUCUCAACCAGCUCCUCCACCUCUCCCGCCUCCUCGCCGGCUACAACCUCCCAAUCCACAUCAUCACCACCACCACCCACGGCCGCCAAGUCAAGACCCGCAUCCACGGCUGGAAUCCACUUUCCAUCCACUUCCACCACUACCCAACUGAUCAUUUCGACUCCCCUCCACCUGACCCCACCGCCACCGUCAAAUUCCCCGACCACCUCAUCCCAUCUUUCAAAUCCGCCAUGCAUCUCCGUCAACCCUUCGUCGACCUCCUCUCUACCCUCUCGUCGGCGGCCAAAAGGGUCGUCGUCAUUCACGACUAUCUCAUGAGCACAGUUGUUCAAGACGCUGUUUCCUAUACCAACGUCGAAACCUAUAUGUUCACGUGUUGCUCCGCCUUCACUUCGUUUUGGUAUAACUGGGAGAGCACCGGCCGGCCAAGUCUCGACGGCGAACUCCAAUCGAUACUAAAAGAACUCCCUUCUAAUGAAGAUUGUAUGUCAACAGAUGGCUUGCAAUUCAUCCUUUCCAUAGAUGUAUCUUACAAAAGAUUUUCAUCUGGUAUGAUUCUUGAUUCUUGUCGGGUUAUCGAAGGGAAAUACAUCGAUCUACUCGAACAAGAAGAGGCUCGAGAUCAUCAAAAGCUUUGGGCUCUUGGUCCUUUUAACCCAGUUGCCAUAACUCGUGAUUCGAGCCCUAAUCGCCAUAAGUUGUUCGAUUGGCUCGAUAAACAAGCAUCCAACUCGGUUCUAUAUGUCUCAUUUGGCACGACGACUUCGAUAAGCAACGAGCAAAUCCAAGAACUCGCAAUGGGUUUAGAACAAAGUGAGCAAAGAUUCAUAUGGGUCUUGAGAGAUGCCGACAAAGGCGAUAUCUUCGACGGCGAGGUCAGGAAAAUCGAAUUGCCGAAAGGGUUCGAAGAGAGGGUGGGAGAGAAUGGAUUGGUGGUGGUGGAUUGGGUGCCACAGCCAGAGAUCUUGGGACAUCCGGCGACGGGAGGGUUUAUGAGUCACUGUGGGUGGAAUUCGAGCACGGAGAGCAUCACGAUGGGUGUGCCGGUGGCGGCGUGGCCCAUGCAUUCUGAUCAACCACGGAAUGCUAUGCUUAUAACUAAGGUGUUGAAUAUUGGGAUAUAUGUGAGGGAUUGGACGCGAAGGGAGGAGUUGAUAAGUUCGACGGUGGUUGAAGAGGCUGUUAGAAAAUUGAUGGCGUCGGAAGAAGGGGAGGAGAUGCGGAAGAGGGCGGCGGAGCUUGGUGGUAGAGUCCGUCGAUCGGUGGAAGAUGGUGGCGUGAGGCGGAUAGAGUUGGAUUCAUUUGUUGGUCAUAUCACUAGAUAAAUUUAAAAUUUGCUUUCCAUAUGGAAAAUAAUAGGGUAAAUUAUUUGUAGUUUU